UAUAAGCACAAACAUAAGUUGAAACGAAAUGUAUUGUACUCUGUGUCUAUGUUAUAAUGCACAUUAUACAGUACCUGUCUACAGAAUACAUUUCCUGAGAUCAAACAGGUGAGAAAAACAAAAUAGAAAACAUUAACAAUUGCGACACCGUUCAAUGUAAGGAGCGCCUCCAUACAGUCAGAUGUUAUCUUAUCACGAGAUGUCACUGGUACACACUUGGGCCAUAAGGCGAUGUCUAUACGAUCACGGUUUCUACAGAUUAGUGAAACAGAACCUCUAGUGAUAACAGUGUUAACAUGAUAUCUGUCACACAGACGUUUACCACUCUCCAAUGGAACACACAAAGAAGCGACAUGAAAAAUGGAACACAUAGUGAGGGACAGAAAGAAAAGGUACUUGUAACAAGAUCUUUUAGAGAAGAUUAGUGGAUUACGAGUCAGAUGAUACAGCUCAUAAGACUAACGGAUGGUACGCUGAUGAUUACGAGUCAGAUGAUACAGCUCAUAAGACUAACGGAUGGUACGCGGAUGAUUACGAGUCAGAUGAUACAGCUCAUAAGACUAACGGAUGGUACGCGGAUGAUUACGAGUCAGAUGAUACAGCUCAUAAGACUAACGGAUGGUACGCGGAUGAUUACGAGUCAGAUGAUACAGCUCAUAAGACUAACGGAUGGUACGCGGAUGAUUACGAGUCAGAUGAUACAGCUCAUAAGACUAACGGAUGGUACGCUGAUAAACCGAAUCAACGAAUCAAUAUUUGUUUUGACGACAGAUUCACGAUUUGAGCAAGAUGCAUGAUGGACAAUCAGUAAGAUUACCGUCAUCAGCGUGACGUCACUGAUGUACAACACAAGCCACGCCACCGACACGACUGAUAUCAUGGAUGCGGCGAAUUCUACCCCGGGAGGCCUGCCUCGCGGUAACCUGUCUGUCGAGGACCUGCUGUCGUAUCUGGACAACCAGACUUUACCGACGAUGAUCCCCGCCAUCACCUACAUCGCCGUGCUGAUGCUGGUCGGCCUGGCCGGGAACUGCCUCGUCCUCGCCGUCUACGUGAAGAAGUUCCGCCCCAGCACCACGCGCGUGUUCGUCGUGUCUCUCGCCAUCUUCGACCUGACCACGUGCGCCGUGUCACUUCCGGGCGAGAUCCUCGACAUGCGCUUCACGCACACGUUUGACUACUCCGUGCUGUGUAAGUUCCUCCGUUUCAACAACUCGUUCACGGUGAUCGCCUCGGGGUUCACGCUGAUCGCGGUGGCGAUCGACAGGUACAGGAAGAUAUGUCGGCCCCUCCACAAACAGAUCUCGAUCCGGACCGCGCGCGUCAUGGUUACCAUAGCAACGUGCGUUUCGCUGACUCUGUCUCUGCCGACAGUGGUGUUGAACGGACGGUCGUCGGUCGCGACGAAGUAUGAGGGAGUUGUCGGGACCGACUGCAGCUUCGACGAUUCGUUCAAGAACUCCAUAUUCCCCAUGGUCUACGUCGGCGUCUUCUUCUUGGUGUUCUUUGGCUCUCUCGUCAUCCUCGUUGUUAUGUACGCGUUCAUUGGUCGAACCGUCUGGCAGCACCGGAAGUUCAGGUUCAACCCAGCCGGCGACAGUAAGCAUCCGUCCCCACUGAACUCGACUUCGGAAACCGACAUAUCUUCGUCGGAUCACGAUUCCGGAAAAAGGCUUUCCUCUGCUAGGAAGUACAAACUGACUGGGGAUGAAACCAAACAGAACGCUAAACUAACGUGGAUUUCUAAAAAGAAAUCUUCUGUUCCCAGCAUUGUUAUCAACAGCCCACAGAAUCCAGGCAAUAAUGCGCAGUCUCCAGUCAGUCAUAACCAGUUUUCUGCUUCCGGAACCGAACCGGAAAGCGAGCUGGACCGGCAGCAGUUGAUCAACGAGAAAAGACGGACUCUGCGGUUUUCGACUGAAAUAGGGAAAGAGAACGACAUAAAGAUGAAAGUGUUUUCUAAGAGCGGGAUCACGUUCAAGGAGAAGGGCGACAAGAACGACAACAAGGUUAAGAAGAGAAGUAAGACAACGCUGAUGUUGUUCAUCAUCACGGCCGUCUUCAUCGUCAGCUUCCUCCCACACCUCGUCCUGAUGAUCGUCCGCGAGAUGAAAGACGACUUCAUGACGUCACUCACGGACGGCGGCGUCAUGGUGUACAAUAUAUUCCUCCGCUCGUAUUUUAUUAACUCGGCGACGAACUGCUUCGUGUACAGUUUCUGUAACGUGAAGUUUAGAAACGCUCUGAGGCGAUUUAUAUGUCCGUGCGCACCUCAUCAGUUUCCAUAAUGUGUGUGUAAAAUGUUGCAUUGUUAACAGUUUUGAAACGAUAUACAGAGCAGGGCCCAAUUUUACAAAACAUCGUAAGCCUAGGUUUGCACGUAAACGUAAAUCUACGACGAAAUAACAAUUCUUAUUGCCAUUAUAGUACAACGAAUAUAGUUAGAAUAACACUUUCUUUUGUCCUUAGAAUUACUCCAUUUUCCCUAAUGAUAUAAUUUUCUUCAUCAAAUACAUGUCAAACUCUUGUAAAUGUAUGCCCGGUAAAACUGCUAGUCGCAGACGUAAACGUACGAUGUUUAGUGACAUUGGUCCCAGACCCGUAGGAAGGAUGUUUGGAAUUGGAAUGUGUGCUGUUUUUUAAAGUGGCAGACCCUAGUUUUGACCCGGGAAAAUGAGCAUUGAUCUAUAAAAGCUGUAACGCAUUUGGAUAAAGUUAAAAUAGAGUGACAUUAGAGUGUGUGACGAUGAAACUGGGAAAUACCCUUUAAAAAACACCUCGAUUAGAGCUGCUCUCCAUAACGGGUACUUAUUAGACACACGUACAUUUAAAAAAAAAUGCAUUUUGUGGUAUUAGAAACAUCAGGAUGACUGAAAACAUUUCGGAUGUUCGGUAAUCGAUAAUGUGAACAGUAAAAUCUAAGUAAUGGUUUAUUUCAAUUGUAAAACAAAUGGCUCUAACAAUAAAACAAAUUGCUAGUAGUGUUUAAAAACUAGAGACUGUCGCUUUAAAGGGGGCGAGAACAUUUCUAUAUUUGGCUAGCCUUAAACAUGAUUUCCUAGCCUCUAGAAUACAACGAUAGCGAUAGCGAUAUUUGAGAUUACAGUCUUAAGUUAUUUAAAAUACCUGUCUCUACCUUCCCACCUCACACUCUGUCUGUCUCUGGGGGGUUUCUGUAUGUAUCUCUUUAUCUCCUUCUCCCCUGUCCCCUCUUAUCCUGCCUCCUCUCUGAGGUAUAAGGUCAACAAAUAGGCCCAGAACAGCGUGCUGAAACCUUUGAAUUCACGGUACCCAAGGGUUAUUAGUCCCCUCCGGUUCAACCGGAAGGGACUGUAGUGUUUUGUCACCAGCUGUCUAUGUCUGCCGGCUUCCGUCUGUCCCACAUAUAGUUUACCAGACGUUUUGUUUUGUUCACAAUGUCUCUAGAUAUCGACCUCAAAUGUUUUUGCACAGCUUUAUCAAAUAAAGUUUCAAGUUCAUGGGGAUUGGCCCAUUCUUGAUAGAGUUACGGCCCUUGAACUUACAGAAUACAAACAUCUAUUGACCGGCCUCGGUGGUGCCGUGGUUAAGCCAUCGGUCAUAAGACUGGCAGGUACAGGGUUCGCAGCCCGGUAUCGGCUCCCACCAAGAGCGAGUUUUAACGACUUAAUGGGUAGGUGUAAGAC
Molecule: messenger RNA, 3665 nt
Organism: Gigantopelta aegis
Lineage: Eukaryota; Metazoa; Mollusca; Gastropoda; Neomphalida; Peltospiridae
Product: D(2) dopamine receptor-like
Exons: 2
Coding region: 840-2288 (482 amino acids)
Biological process (GO): neuropeptide signaling pathway
Cellular component (GO): membrane
Molecular function (GO): neuropeptide receptor activity
Source: RefSeq, a predicted model, not a curated record